This is a messenger RNA of Limanda limanda (common dab), 1101 nucleotides long. Its product is annotated as neurogenic differentiation factor 2-like. The record is from RefSeq and is a predicted model, not a curated record. The transcript has 2 exons. NCBI's taxonomy places the organism in Eukaryota, Metazoa, Chordata, Actinopteri, Pleuronectiformes, Pleuronectidae. The coding region runs from base 1 to 1101 and encodes 366 amino acids. Gene Ontology annotation, molecular function: protein dimerization activity.
AUGUUGAGCCGCCUGUUCAGCGAGGUGCUGCCGGACGUCCAGAGGCUCGCGGCCGACUGGGCGGACGACAACGAGAGCGAGGACAGCAAGGACAAGGACGACGGGCACGGGUCCGGGCAGCUCGGGGGGGACGACGACCUGGACGGGCCGCUGGAAGGCAUCAGCCGAGCCGAGUCUGAGAUGGCCGACGACGACGACGACGACGAGGAGGACGAGGCCGAGGAGGAGGAGGAGGAGUGCGGGGACGAGAACAGCGGAGACAAGCCCAAGAAGCGCGGCCCCAAGAAGCGCAAGAUGACCCCGGCGCGCGUCGAGCGCUCCAAGGUGCGCAGGCACAAGGCCAACGCGCGGGAGCGCACACGCAUGCACGACUUGAAUUCUGCACUGGACAAUCUGCGCAAAGUGGUUCCGUGCUACUCCAAAACCCAAAAACUCUCCAAGAUCGAGACCCUGAGGCUGGCCAAGAACUACAUCCUGGCCCUGGGGGAGAUUUUACGCAACGGGAAGCGCCCAGAUGUGGUGGCCUACGUGCAGAUGUUGUGCAAGGGCCUGUCCCAGCCCACCACCAACCUGGUGGCCGGCUGCCUGCAGCUCAACACCAGGAACUUCCUGACGGAGCCGUGCUCGGACACAGCCCGCUUCCACAUGCCCAGCUCGCCCUUCUCCGUGCACCCCUACUCCUACCGCUGCUCGCGUCUCUCCAGCCCGCACAGCUUCCCGCCCGGCUCCGGCGCGGCGCUCAGCCUGCGGGGGGGGCACUCCUACGGGUCUGGGUACGAGGGUGUGUACCCACCAGGGGGGGGCACGUCCCCUGACUACAGCAGCCCGGACUAUGAGGGCCAGCACAGCCCGCCGGUGUGCCUGAACGGCGGGCUGUCCGGGAGGCAGCAGGAGUCCUCGGACACGGACAGGAACUAUCACUACUCUAUGCAUUACUCCGGACUGAGCACGUCUCGACCUCCAGGCCACAGUCUGCCUUUCGGGCCCUCGGGAGCGCGAGGUGGUGCCCACUCGGAAAACAUUCCCCCCUUCCACGACGUGCACUUGCACCACGACAGGGCUCCUCCAUACGAGGACCUCAAUGCGUUUUUCCACAACUGA